UGUCAUUCGAAACGAAGCAGAGCUGCUGCGGGAUGCGGAUAUGAGGACAAAGAUUGCACCUGAAAUCAAACGCUAUGUGACGACGGCUAGCUUUCUGAUAAAAUUAAUGUUUACAUUCUCCUAAAUUUGUCAAAACAAUGAAACUACGCAACUUCCGGAAUCUCAUUCGCCGAGUAGUUUUCCCCAGCUAGCUAUGCUUCAUAGAAAAUAUGACGAAGUCAGCAGUGACUGUCUCGUAGCAGCGACAAUGCUCAGGCCUGUCAUAACCGGCUCUUUCAGAUUUUCUCCGUCACAUCAAUGACUAUGGAUGUCAGAGCAGUUCUGGAGUUCGCCACAGUCACCAGGGGUCUGUCACUGUUUUUACAGGCUGUUUUAAAUGCUCUCAUCCCUGACCAUGAUGCUGAUGCGUUCAGGCCCCCACGGACAGAGGAGCAUCUGUACUUGGACUCUGCAGUGGAGUGGUUAUUAGGUGGCCUCUCUCACUGGGAUGCUGAGCAUUUCCUCUUCAUCGCUGAGAGAGGAUACCUCUAUGAGCACAACUUUGCUUUUUUCCCCCUCUUCCCUGUCAUCCUGCGAGGCCUGGCAGAGACGCUGCUGUGGCCCCUGAGCAGCUGGCUGAGUGUGCGUGGGCGUCUGCUGGUGGCUGUUGCUCUGGGGAACAGUGCCCUCUUCCUGUUGAGCGUGGUCGCCCUGUAUGCGCUCAGCAGGAUAGUUCUCCAGGACAGACGUCUCGCUCUGCUCUCCACCCUGCUCUACUGCAUCACACCCGCCAAUGUUUUUAUGAUGGCUGCAUACUCAGAGAGCCUGUUUGCUGCGCUCACAUUCGGUGGUCUGUUCCUCCUGGAGAAAGGAUUCACCUUCCGAGCCUGCCUGGCUCUCAGUAUAGCCACUGCAGCACGAUCUAACGGACUUGUUAACAUAGGGUUUCUACUGUAUCUUCCAUCACUGCACGCCAUUUCCCAAAUCCGUGUAUACCGAGCAACGACAAAAGGCCACAGUAAAGUCUUCCACUAUAUUUGGGCCAUCAUCCGUCUCCUGCUCACCUCCCUCUUGGGAACUGCAAUUAUUGCCCUUCCCUUCUGUGCUUUCCAGUACUAUGGGUACAGGACGUUUUGCACGCCGUCUGUCUCCUUAGAACGCAUCUCCCCUGCUCUUCUCUCUCUGGGUGAACUGAAGGGCUACCGGGUUCCAGAUGAAAAUGGUCCACCGCCCCUCUGGUGCAUGAGACCUCUCCCCCUGCUGUAUUCUCAUAUCCAGGAUGUUUAUUGGGAUGUGGGAUUCCUCCGCUACUUUGAGCUAAAGCAGAUACCAAACUUCAUUCUGGCUCUACCUAUGGCUACCCUCGGCAUAAUGGCAGCUUACGCAUAUUUCCAAGCCAAUCCAGAACUGUGUCUGAGACUCGGACUUUGGGAGACAGGCGCAAAUAAAGGGCUUGACAAACCCUUACCGGGAAUGUUCAACCCCAGAGUGUUUGUGUAUGUUGUACAUUCAACAGUGCUCCUGGUGUUUGGGACCUUGUGUAUGCAUGUACAGGUCCUGACCAGAUUCAUGGCCUCCUCGUCUCCCGUGCCCUUCUGGAUAAGUGCUCACCUGCUCCUUCUUAAUGAACCACUCCUUCAUCGAAGGAAAACAUCAAAUCCCAAUGUACAGCUACAGACGCAUUCCAGGAACGGAUGCAAGCACACACCUCAAAACCCCAUCAUUGCACUGCUGCCACAUUUUAAAGCCUGUUCUUCGACUACACAGAGCAUCCUGGGAUACUUCCUGUCUUACUGGGUGCUUGGCCUGGCUCUGCAUUGUAACUUCUUGCCAUGGACAUGACUUAAGACAUUACUCUGAGCUUUAAAUGCAAUAUUUCCAUGUAGGACUGGGCUAUAUACCUUACUUUAAAACAUAUUAACACAAGUGUUUUACAGUACAUCAUCAGUAUUCAGUUUUUGCAACACUUUGUCAAUGUUACAUUUAUUAAAAAGAUAAAAUCAUUUACUUUUAUUUGGGUGAAUUAAUCCAAUGCAAAGAAAGGGAAAACACAAUUAUAUGGCCCAGUCCUACAUACAAGUUACAGACAUGGUUACAUUUUUUAUGCUGGUUUAUUCAUGCAAUAGUAAUUAGUCAACAAAUUUGAUUUGAGCAUCUCUGUUAAAUGUAUUUAUAACAGUUUGAGAACAAACUCAAAUGUACAAUAUUCCUGAAACUGUAUCGAACACUGUUCAGUUGUAAAUAUUGGAAAGACUAUGGUUCUACUUGAAAUGGAAAUAUUUUUAUUUCUUGCUGCGGUUUUGCUGAAGCAAAACAUUUGAUUUUCUCCUUAAUUUAAUAUUGCACUGCAUGUUUGGGAAGGUUAAUCCAAUUUAUAGUUUGAGAUUUUUUUUGAAUGUGAAUGAAAAAAAAAUAAAGCUUUUGUUGCUGUUAAAGGAUCCUCAGUCUAGUUUCAUGUAAAGGAAAUCCUUUUACUUGAGGCAUUUAAUGUAAAACUGCUGUAUUGUGUUUCGAUGUAAAUAACUUUGGCUGCUGAAGUUGCACUGGCAAGUUUAGCCUUGAAUUUAAUAUUAAACUAAAUGUGAUAAAGCUAAACAACAUAUGUGUA
Messenger RNA from Epinephelus fuscoguttatus (brown-marbled grouper), 2587 nucleotides. RefSeq names its product phosphatidylinositol glycan anchor biosynthesis, class V (gene pigv). The record is from RefSeq and is a predicted model, not a curated record. Gene Ontology annotation, biological process: GPI anchor biosynthetic process. Gene Ontology annotation, molecular function: alpha-1,6-mannosyltransferase activity; GPI mannosyltransferase activity. The transcript has 3 exons. The coding region runs from base 298 to 1821 and encodes 507 amino acids. Gene Ontology annotation, cellular component: mannosyltransferase complex; endoplasmic reticulum membrane. NCBI's taxonomy places the organism in Eukaryota, Metazoa, Chordata, Actinopteri, Perciformes, Serranidae.